Aspergillus saccharolyticus JOP 1030-1 is the source of this 1434-nucleotide messenger RNA. RefSeq names its product OSBP family protein. The transcript has 7 exons. Lineage: Eukaryota; Fungi; Ascomycota; Eurotiomycetes; Eurotiales; Aspergillaceae. The record is from RefSeq and is a predicted model, not a curated record. The coding region runs from base 1 to 1434 and encodes 477 amino acids. Gene Ontology annotation, molecular function: sterol binding. Gene Ontology annotation, cellular component: membrane; intracellular membrane-bounded organelle; cytosol.
AUGUCUGCUGACUGGGGGUCUUUCUUCCACUCAGGCAGCAGGUCAUCCCAUGAGGAGCCUAAGCCUGAAAAUGUGAGCGGGGAUGAUGAGAUUGUCGAGCCUGAGCAGGGCAACGUCCUCUCCCACAUCAUCUCGCAGCUCCGACCGGGUGCUGAUCUCAGCCGGGUUGUCCUGCCUACCUUCAUCCUCGAGCCACGAUCUAUGUUGGAGCGCAUCACAAAUUUCAUGGCACAUCCCGAGACCCUGCUACCUAUGCCCGAUAUCGAUGACCCCCUCGAGCGUUUCGUCUCCGUGGUCAAGUUCUACCUGAGCGGAUGGCACAUCAAACCACCCGGUGUGAAGAAGCCGCUGAACCCGAUCCUGGGCGAGACCUACACCUGCUACUGGGACUAUCCCGAUGGAACCCGCGGAUACUAUAUUUCAGAACAGACUUCACACCACCCUCCCAAGUCGAGCUACUUCUUCAUGGCACCUGAACACCACAUCCGCAUUGACGGUACCCUCAAGCCCCGCAGCAAGUUCCUCGGUAACUCGGCCGCCAGUCUGAUGGAAGGAAUCGCAAUCCUGCGCUUUAUGAACCGUGGUCAAAAUAAGGAGAAGGGCGAACGAUACAUCUUGACGCAACCCAACAUGUACGCUCGCGGCAUUUUGUUUGGAAAGAUGAAGUACGAGCUUGGCGACCACAGCUAUGUGCGAUGCCCAGAGAACAACUUUGUUGCCGAUAUCGAGUUCAAGACCAAGGGUUACUUCUCUGGUACCUACAACGCCAUUGGUGGAACUAUCAAGAACGAGAAGACGGGUGAGGUCUACUAUGAGCUGUCCGGACUCUGGAACGGUGAGAUGCACAUUAAGGAUGUGCAUACUCAUAAGAAGGAGCUUCUCUUCGACGCGACCCACGCCAAGCACACUCCCCCCUUGACUCGCCCUCUUGAGCAACAAGGCGAGCGCGAGUCCCAACGGUUAUGGCACAGCACCGUCAAGGCCAUCAUCGCCCGCAACCACGAGGCGGCCACGGAGGAGAAGACCAAGAUCGAGGAUCGUCAACGCGAGGAGGCAGCCAGGCGGGUGGACGAAAAUGUCGAGUGGCACCCCCGACUCUUCCGCCGGGUGCAAGGCGGGCCCAACGGCCCCGACGAGGGCGAAGAAGACUUAGAUUGGAUCAUCAACGCAUAUGUUGACGCGCAUGACCCUGAACUUGCGGCCAAGCAGAUUCUCGCUAUCGCGCCCAUUCUCGACGGUCAACCCGAAUCUUCCGAAUACCAGAUUCCCCCGCACAAGUCGCAAGAGCCGGAGCCGGAGCUUGUGUCCACUGAUGAGGCGAACGGCGAGGCGCUUGUUCCGGAACAGCCAAAGCCCCAGAUUGUGGAAGCCGUCGAGCGCAAAGAUUCGCGCACAAACGACAUCGACUCCUACGUGGAUGCAAAGGAGAACUGA